Messenger RNA from Anguilla anguilla (European eel), 2803 nucleotides. RefSeq names its product mitochondrial chaperone BCS1 (gene bcs1l). Gene Ontology annotation, molecular function: ATP binding; ATP hydrolysis activity. The record is from RefSeq and is a predicted model, not a curated record. The transcript is spliced from 8 exons. Gene Ontology annotation, cellular component: mitochondrial inner membrane. Bases 681 to 1943 code for a protein of 420 amino acids. Gene Ontology annotation, biological process: protein insertion into mitochondrial inner membrane from matrix; mitochondrial respiratory chain complex III assembly. NCBI's taxonomy places the organism in Eukaryota, Metazoa, Chordata, Actinopteri, Anguilliformes, Anguillidae.
GUCUGAGUCGCCAUUUUUUGUUUAUUUUUGGUUUGAGUGGUGCGCAGCAUCAAAUUCCUCCACUGGACAAGUUUGUCCACAAAAUGCCUUGGUAGCAAACAUAUAAAAAUAGAUAUAAACAUUUAAAUAAGGUAUCGCUCUUUUAAAACAUUCGUCAUAGCUGUAUCCCUCCGAAAUUAGUAUAUUUAUGACAUUUUGCGAUUUUUCCCUUAUACGUAAGAACUAUAGUUGGUACCUUUUUUUCUAUCGGACACAUUUAACUGAAGGACAGCGGAAGUUAUUAGAGGUCGCCAUGUGAUUUGUCGGCUGAAAUAUGAUUCAAAGCAAAUAGCUGUGUCCAAUGCAAAGGCUUGGUAGGAUGUCACACAAAAUAACAUGUACAGUAAAUUAGCAAAAUGUGUCUUGCAAAUUGUAUACAUUCCAGUCAUAGUCAACCGUGUGGCGUAUGUGUAUGCAUAAAUUAGGAACCCGGACAACAUAUAGCUGGGUCGUUAGCCCGGUCGAAACUAGCUCGUUUUGUCCGAAGUGGCAUUAUAGGUUGUCCAGUUACUUAUUGUCUGUGAUGGCUGAUUUCAGCUUGCCAAACCCCUUGAACACUUAUUUCUCUUAGUGUAAAAGUUUGAUUCAGGUCCAUCUGUUCAGGGCAAAGGUUUUUACACCAUUGUGUACCCUUUAAGACCAUGCCCCUUUCAGACUUCUUGGGGGCUCUGAAGGAUAACCCCUAUUUUGGGGCUGGCUUUGGGCUGGUGGGGGUUGGCACGGCACUGGCGUUAGCCAGGAAGGGGGCUCAAGUUGGCAUGAUAUUCUUUCGGCGAAAUUACAUGAUCACCCUGGAGGUCCCCAGCCGGGACAAGAGCUAUCAUUGGCUGCUCAGCUGGAUCACCAAACACGCCCGCCACACACAGCACCUGAGUGUGGAGACUUCCUACCUGCAGCAUGAGAGCGGUCGCAUUCAUACCCAGUUCGACUUUCACCCCAGCCCAGGAAACCACAUCAUCUGGUACAAACACAAAUGGAUCAGAGUGGAGAGGACCAGGGAGAAGCAGAUGGUGGACCUCCACACGGGCACACCGUGGGAGUCGGUCACAUUCACUGCGCUGGGGAGGGACCGCGAGGUCUUCUUUAACAUUCUGCAGGAAGCAAGGGAGCUGGCUCUGAAGCAGGAGGAGGGGCGGACGGUGAUGUACACGGCCAUGGGGGCGGAGUGGAGGCCUUUUGGGUUCCCGCGGCGACGGCGACCCCUGAGUUCGGUGGUGCUCGACCAAGGAGUGGGCGAAAGGAUAGUGGAGGACGUGAAGGAGUUCAUCGGUCAUCCCAAGUGGUACACGGACAGAGGGAUUCCGUACAGAAGGGGCUACCUGCUUUACGGACCUCCGGGCUGUGGAAAGAGCAGCUUCAUAACAGCUCUUGCUGGAGAGCUGGGCUACAGUAUCUGUCUGAUGAGCCUUAGCGACCGCAGUCUGUCUGACGACCGGCUGAACCACCUGCUGAGCGUGGCCCCGCAGCAGAGCAUCAUCCUGCUGGAGGACGUGGACGCCGCCUUCGUCAGCCGCGAACUCCUGCCCACCGAGAACCCUCUGGCGUACCAGGGCAUGGGGAGGCUGACCUUCAGCGGGCUUCUCAACGCUCUGGAUGGGGUGGCGUCUUCCGAAGCCAGGAUCGUCUUCAUGACAACCAACUUCAUCGAAAGACUGGACCCGGCUCUGAUCCGGCCGGGCCGGGUGGACGUGAAGCAGUACGUGGGGCACUGCACCCCCUGGCAGCUGACGCAGAUGUUCCGGCGGUUCUACCCGGACGAGCCGGCGACGGAGGGGGAGCGGUUUUCGGAGAGCGCGCUGGCGGCCCAACCAGAGCUCAGCGCCGCGCAGGUGCAGGGACACUUCAUGCUGUUCAAACUGGACCCGGCCGGCUCCAUCCUCAACGUGGCCAACAUCAAGGACUGAUGGGGGCGCAAGGCAUUCUGGGACGCAGGGCGCUGUGUGCGAGUCAGUGCCACAGCUCUGGACUUAACCGCUGUCCGCCAGUAAAGCACUAUUCACACCCAGUCGAAAUGUGUUCUUUUUAUUAAAUAAAAUGGCACUUUAGAUGAGUUCUGUGUUGCAUAUUGUACUGGACUGUAUCUUGUGUGAAAUUAGUAUGGUCUGGUUUAUGACCCAUACAAAUGAUUACUGAGGAGUGGAAGUUCAGUUGUCAUCGGAGGGACGUUAUUACCCAGUGUGCUUUGCGCUGUAAACCACAAUGAGCGUGACGCUGAAUCACCUGGUGGCCAUGAAUGUUUUGUCUGUGGAAGUAAUGAUGUGUGUGUUGCACUGGGGGAUUUUCUUUCUUGGUUGUCUUUCCUAAAUCCUAAGUCCACAGGCGUGGAUGGUUCAAUGCGUGUUACAUGUAUUUGAAAAGGAGUCAGUCUUUACAGAAUGUCAUUAGUGGCCCGGUAGUCAGUGAUUCUGAUGCGAAACUGCUGCUUAUCUUUAAAAAUGUCAGAGUUGCAGGUGUAUCAUUGUGUAUUUAAAAGCUGUUUCUGUUUUUUUCCCCCAGGAAUAUUUUUGUAGGUGACAGCGAAUUUCCAAUCAGUUCAGUGCCCUUCAGCUGUUGCCCCUGAUAAAAACAAACGGCUGUUUGAGGUGUUGCUGUAUGUAGGGAAAUGCUGUAUUGCUUCCUGUGCAGCACUGACACCUAGUGGACACUUACAGUAUGUUCAUUUUUUUGUGAUUGGCAGACGGUGUGUUGAAUGAUUUCAGACAAAAUGUUCACUAUUAAAGUAGUGCGAAAUAUUAAAUGUUAAAUAUACAGUACCUUCAGAAAG